GGCACAUAGAGGUUGCAAAAAUUUGUCUUAUUAUAUUCUGAACUUAUUCCAUAUAGUAUUUCCUUUCCCUAAUUUAAAAGAUUCGCUGCAUAUUUGUAUCAGUAUAUACACAUGAAGGUAUGACGAUGUGAUUAUACAUCGUCCGUUUAUGUGAUUCGCUUGGGUAUUCAUUCGCUCUAGGUCAUCGUCAUCUGCGAUUAACGCAGAAUCCAACAAGACUUGUAUAGAUGGGUGACGUAGCUAAAGAUCUUACCGCUGGUACCAUUGGAGGGGCAGCACAAUUGGUAUGCGGACAUCCAUUCGAUACCAUUAAGGUCAAGCUCCAAAGUCAGCCCGUUCCCCUUCCUGGACAGCUGCCGAAAUAUGCUGGUGCUAUAGAUGCUGUAAAAAAAACAAUAGCUGCUGAAGGUGCGGGGGGUCUGUACAAGGGCAUGGGAGCCCCUCUUGCCACUGUGGCAGCCCUUAAUGCAGUGCUCUUUACAGUCCGAGGUCAGAUGGAAGUGUUGCUGAGGUCUGAACCUGGUGCUCCUCUCACAGUGAACCAGCAGAUCGUUUGUGGGGCUGGAGCUGGAGUUGCUGUUUCCCUUCUCGCCUGCCCUACCGAGUUGAUCAAAUGCAGACUACAAGCCCAGAGUGCACUAGCAACUAUUGGCGCAGGAGCAACUGCUCCGAAGUAUGGUGGCCCAGUGGAUGUUGCGAGACAAGUCCUUCAGUCAGAAGGAGGUUCGAGGGGCUUGUUCAAGGGUUUGGUUCCAACGAUGGCACGAGAGAUACCAGGCAAUGCUGCCAUGUUUGGCGUGUAUGAAGGACUGAAGCAGUAUAUGGCUGGUGGGAGAGACACUUCGGGUCUGGGAAGGGGCCCGCUGAUGCUGGCCGGAGGUCUAGCCGGAGGCGCAUUCUGGCUCGCUGUGUACCCAACGGAUGUUGUGAAGAGCAGUAUUCAGGUGGAUGACUAUAAGAAUCCCAAGUUUUCAGGCUCCAUUGAUGCAUUCAAAAAGAUCUUGAAGGCUGAAGGAGUUAAAGGCCUGUACAAGGGGUUCGGGCCUGCCAUGGCCCGCAGCGUUCCUGCAAAUGCAGCAUGCUUCUUGGCGUAUGAAGUUACCAGGUCUAGCUUAGGAUGAUUUGAUGUCUUCUUAGAGAUUUGAUACCCAUUUUAUCGAUUUAAAACUCAAAAUGAGAUCAAUUUUUGCACUUUGA
Molecule: messenger RNA, 1197 nt
Organism: Salvia splendens (bonfire salvia)
Lineage: Eukaryota; Viridiplantae; Streptophyta; Magnoliopsida; Lamiales; Lamiaceae
Product: mitochondrial carnitine/acylcarnitine carrier-like protein
Exons: 3
Coding region: 228-1121 (297 amino acids)
Biological process (GO): mitochondrial L-ornithine transmembrane transport
Molecular function (GO): L-ornithine transmembrane transporter activity
Source: RefSeq, a predicted model, not a curated record